Messenger RNA from Cuscuta epithymum, 2422 nucleotides. The record is from the annotation of a GenBank genome assembly. NCBI's taxonomy places the organism in Eukaryota, Viridiplantae, Streptophyta, Magnoliopsida, Solanales, Convolvulaceae.
CUGUAUGCUAAUCACAUGGCAAAGCAGUUUCACUUCUCAGAUUCAAGGUCUCCUCCCCCAUGACCACAAAACCCCGUGCUCUUUCGCCCAAACACCUCUGACCUCUCUUCUAUAAUAAAAUCUAUAAGCGAAAAACAAAAAAACUUCAGUCUAUUUAGGUUGUACUGAACAUAGAUUAUUGCUCGGUAAAGGGUUCUCACCUUUUAGCAAAAAACAGUGCACCGCACCGAUAAGUUUUAGUUUCAGGAGCAUCAAUGGCUUCUCAGUCAGCGAAUUUGUGGGUGUUGCUAGGACUAGGGUUGGCAGGGAUAGUGAUGCUGACGAGAAAGUUUAAGAAAGCAGUUAAAGCUGACUUUGGGGCUUUCAUUGAGAGGCUUCAGCUUCUUCCCCCGCCUCAGCCUCCCCCGCCUAAAGCUCCGCACCCUCUCACCGGCCUCUUUUUCGCCGUGUCUGACGUGUUUAAUAUAGCUGGAUUUGUUACUGGUUUUGGCAAUCCAGACUGGUCAAGGACUCAUGAACCUGCAACACGGACAUCUACUGCAGUCACUGCUCUUGUAGAAGGAGGUGCAACUUGUGUUGCAAAGACUAUCGUAGAUGACAUGGCUAUAGGAUUAAGUGGAGAAAAUAAGCAUUAUGAUGCACCUACUAAUCCCGCAUCUUCUUCAAGAGUUCCCGGAGGUGCAUCUAGUGGAGCUUCAGUAGCUGUAGCUGCAAAUCUUGUGGAUUUUUCUUUGGGUAUUGAUACUGAUGGUGGUGUGCGAGUCCCUGCUGGAUAUUGUGGGAUUCUUGGGUUUCGACCGUCACUUGGGACUGUUUCUCACAUGGGCAUAAUUCCUGUCUCGCCUAGCCUUGAUGUAGUUGGAUGGUUUGCAAAGGAUCCCAAUAUACUGCGUCGUGUUGGGCAUGUGCUGCUUCAGAUCCCCUUUACUGCUCAACGCAAUCCAAGGAACAUUUUGAUAGCUGAUGAUUUGUUUCAGUCAUUAAAUGUUCCUAUUGAUCGUACCUCUCAAGUAGUAAUUAAAGCCAUUGGAAAGCAGUUUGGAAGACAAACGAUAAAACAUGAGAAUCUGGAUGCCUAUUUAAGUAAAAAGGUCCCAAGCUUGAAGUCAUUCAAUAAGUUAAAUGGUGAUGUUAACUUGUCCACAAUACGAUUGUUAGCACAUGUUGUCCAAGUACUCAAGAGGCAUGAGUUCAAGCAAUACCAUGAUGAUUGGAUAAAAACUAUGAAGCCUAUGUUGGACCCUAUUGUUACAUCACAACUGCACGGCGGGCAGGACAUGUCAGAUUCAGAGAUUGGUAACUGUCAUGCUGUAAGGAAUGAAAUGCGAUCAGCUUUAAAUGAUCUUCUAAUGGUUGAUGGGGUUUUAGUUAUUCCUACCGUUAUUGAUCUACUUCCAAAAACUGGUUCAAAGGGGAUUCAGUCCAUGGAUUAUGUAUUUAGAGCUUCUAUGUUUGCUAGCAUUGCUAGCCUCGCAGGUGGUUGCCAGGCCACCAUACCUCUGGGGUUUCACGAUAAAUGCCCAGUUUCGGUCUCGUUUGUAGCAAGGCACGGGGGUGAUAGGUUUUUAUUGGAUGCAGUACAUUCUCUAUAUGCGUCUCUGCAGGAGCAGGCAGAAUUAGCUGCACGGACAAAAUGCUCUAGUAUUACUAUCAGUAAGGAAGUGUCAGCUGAGAUGGCUAAAGAAAAGGGAAACCAAGCGUUUAAAGAGAAACAGUGGCAGAGGGCGAUUGGCUUCUAUACAGAGGCUAUCAAACUCAAUGGCGAUAAUGGAACUUACUAUAGUAACCGGGCUGCAGCAUAUCUGGAACUUGGAAGCUUCAUUCAAGCCGAAACAGAUUGUACUAAAGCCAUCGAACUUGAUAAGAAGAAUGUAAAAGCAUACUUUAGGAGGGGAACAGCGCGAGAAAUGCUUGGCUACUAUAACCAGGCCAUAGAAGAUUUCAGAUAUACACUGGUGCUUGAGCCAACCAACAAGAGAGCAGCCCAGUCUGCGGAGAGGCUGACAAAGCUGUUCCAAUAGGGGGGGGGGGGGGGGGGGGGUGCUUUGUUAUUAGAGGAACAUAAUUGGUGGCAGUUGAUAGUUGGUUGAUACAUUCUUAUGCUCGCCGAUGAGAGGAUAGAUACCCUUGUUAGCAACGUGGAAGUUCCGGAGCGAUUCAGCAUUAGUUUUUGCAGUUCUAUAUCUUUCUUGAUCAGAUGAGUUUGUAAUUAUAUUGCAAUUUUGGGCUCAAUGCUUUGGUUUGGGCUUUUGAACUGCAUGGAUUAUCGAAAGAACUUUUGAUUUUAAGCCUUCUAACGCAAGCUUCAAAUUGGUUGCUCUUUAAGCGAUAAUAAUAAUUUUGGAUGUAGACAUUAUUCGCCUUUGAAGGUGAAAUGGCCUUCACUUUAGUGUAUAUCAUGCCUGCGGAAGUGUGAUGUGGG